Molecule: messenger RNA, 676 nt
Organism: Onthophagus taurus
Lineage: Eukaryota; Metazoa; Arthropoda; Insecta; Coleoptera; Scarabaeidae
Product: protein atonal-like
Biological process (GO): positive regulation of transcription by RNA polymerase II; sensory organ development; axon development
Cellular component (GO): nucleus
Molecular function (GO): protein dimerization activity; DNA-binding transcription factor activity, RNA polymerase II-specific; E-box binding
Source: RefSeq, a predicted model, not a curated record
CGUUCCUACUCCAGAAGUUUCCUUAUAAACUUUUACUUAAAAAAGUCGUAAGUGUUUCAUCAUGGACUCCCAAGAAUAUGGAUAUGUCUACAUGAUGACAACUCCGCAAAGAUCACCAACAGAUUGGGGGUCUUGCUCAACAGCUAGUUACGAUAGUACAGAAGAUUACGUUGGCGGAAGUCCUGACGUUGACGGAAGAAAAUCAAGGGUAACUCCACUGAUUUUAAGAAAACGAAGAUUAGCUGCGAAUGCAAGGGAAAGAAGAAGGAUGCAAAAUUUAAAUCAAGCCUUCGACCGAUUAAGGACCUUUCUGCCACAAUUGGGACAAGAUCGACAAUUAUCUAAGUAUGAAACUCUUCAAAUGGCUCAAACUUAUAUCGCUGCGCUUUAUGAUUUAUUAGAACAACGUCCUUAGAUGUUAAUAUUUAAGUUAUUAAUUUUGGAGUAGGACUACCGCAGAAACCAAAGUCGAAUUUAAGGAAUAAGUUUUUUUGUAUAAAAUAACGAUUAAGGUGUUGUAAAUAUCGUUGAUUAAUUUUUAGUCUUUACCGUCUAUCAGUAUUAUUAACAUAAAUCUAAAAUUAUUGUAAAACGUUUAAGUUAAUUUAUGCUGUGAAUUAAUUAUAUCGUGCCAAAUGUUUACUUUUUUAUUAUUAAUAAAAUAAAAAAUCUUCAA